AUGCAAUACUCCACGAUUUUAUCAGUUGCUUUAGCUUUAGUUUCCACUGCUCAAGCCGGUUAUGUCAGACCAAGACCAAUUACCGAACCAGACUGCGAGCCAACGACAACCACCACACCAUGUGAACCAACCACCACCACUUCAUGCUGUCAAGACAGUGAUGUCACUUUUUUCAGUGGAGAAUUUGCUUUAGGCGUUAAGGAAUUAUGUGAUGAUGACGAUGUUAUCUAUUUGGUGUUUGAGUUGCCAGAUGGCCAAUUGGAACAUAAUGGCGUUACUGUUGAUUGUGGAUGCCAUACUACUACCACCACUCCAUGUGAGCCAACUACCACUCCAUGUGCUGAACCGGAGCCAAUUACUGAUGACUGUGGUAAUAAUGACAAGAAGAAGCGUUGGUACAAGCCAAAGCCAGUUCCAACCCCAACCCCAUACGGAUUGUCAGACUUGUGUCACCCAUACUGCUCCAUUGAUGAUUCAGACUGCACCGACUUCUUUACUUUAUGUGACUCAAUUUUGAAAGAUGGCAAAUACAGAAUUGGAGAAAUUGUCGCCAACCAUCAAUUCCAAUUCGAUUCACCCGUUCAACCAGAUGCAUUGUACAACAAAGGAUGGUCAAUUGAAUACAAGGAUGAUUAUUACUUGUUGGCAUUGAAUGGAUGCACCAACUUCUGGGAAUGUCCUGUUGAUGACUGUGGUCUUUGGAAGUUGUACGAUGCUUCAAUCGAUUCCAAAUGUAAAGAGAUUGAAAUUGUCAUUAUUUUCAAAGAUGAUUCAUGUGAUUAG
Molecule: messenger RNA, 783 nt
Organism: Lodderomyces margitis
Lineage: Eukaryota; Fungi; Ascomycota; Pichiomycetes; Serinales; Debaryomycetaceae
Product: PIR3
Exons: 1
Coding region: 1-783 (260 amino acids)
Biological process (GO): fungal-type cell wall organization
Cellular component (GO): fungal-type cell wall
Molecular function (GO): structural constituent of cell wall
Source: RefSeq, a predicted model, not a curated record